GGGGAAACUGAGGCCCAGAGACGUUAGGAGACUUGCUCACUGGACUUUCUGCUCUCAGAUCCUGCGCAGCCGCGGGUGUGUCAGCCCCAAGGACUUCCAGCAGCUCGUAGGAGAGGUAACUGCCCGCCUCUGCCCCUCCACAGCCAGCCCUGCCCUUCCUCUUCAGACUGGGCCAGCAGUUCGAGGGCCCCCAGGCCUAGGUCCCAGAAGGGCUCCUUAGACCUCGGCUUGCCCUCUCUCUGUGCCCCCUCACUGCAGCGCCUGGGGCCUGGCACCAGAAAAAGAGAAAGUGGGAAAUGCCGAGUUGUCUGCCUCACACCCUCUUGAGACACUUGCCCAGGGUUUCACAGCAGGAGGAGCUGAGAUCCCACCAGGGCAGCCGGGCUCCGGCCUCCUCUCUCUUCACCCACCCCCACUUUGGUGGGUGCCAGAGCUGCUGGCAUCUUCUGUCUCCUUCCUCGCCUGGGGGUAAGGGGAAGCCUCCUGGGCAGGCCCCCUGCAGCCUCUGGAACACCACCUGGCUGGGAUUGCGUUCCUCUCCCUCGGCAGCCCAGCUGGUUGAGCACGUCGAGGGGUUCCCAUCCCAGUCAGGCUCUGAACUGUGCCGCCCAGAGUGGGAUGGGCCCCUUCUAGAAGGAGCUGCCUUCAGCUAACAGCUUGGCACCUGCAGUUUACCCUGAGAGAGUCAGCUUGAGCAGGAGGUGGAGCGCCGGCAGCGGCUGGGGCAGGAGUCGGCCACCAGGAAAGCCCUCAUUUCGAAAUCCUACCACCCAGUGAGGCCUGAUGUCUACAACAACACGCUGCAGGUACCCAGCAGGGCCAGGUCACUGGAAGGAGGUGGAGGCGUCCCGGCCUGGGGCCCGUCUGCCUCACAGCUAGUGUGUUCUGCCCCCAGGAUGAGGCUCUGGCCCCCGAGUUUUUGGCCGCAGCCGAGUACAGCAAAUCACCAGGUGCAGACUUCGAAGGCCUUCUCCAGCGGCUGGAGACGGUGUCUGGGGAGAAGCGUAUCUACCGGGUGCCGGUGUUCACAGCGGCGUUCUGCCAGGCCCUGCUGGAGGAGCUGGAGCACUUCGAGCAGUCAGACAUGCCCAAGGGAAGACCCAACACCAUGAACAAUUAUGGGGUGCUGCUGCACGAGCUAGGCCUGGAUGAGCCGCUGGUGACGCCACUGCGGGAGCGUUUCCUGCAGCCGCUGAUGGCCCUGCUGUACCCAGACUGUGGCGGGGGCUGGCUCGACAGCCACCGGGCCUUCGUGGUCAAAUAUGCCCCGGGCCAGGACCGGGAGCUCGGCUGCCACUAUGAUAACGCCGAGCUCACCCUCAACGUGGCCCUUGGCAAGGCCUUCACAGGGGGCGCCUUGUACUUUGGGGGCCUCUUCCAGGCACCGUCAGCCCUGACCAGACCCCUGGAGGUGGAGCACAUGGUGGGCCAGGGCAUCCUGCACCGGGGCGGCCAGCUGCACGGGGCCCGGCCACUGGGCACGGGCGAGCGCUGGAACCUUGUCGUCUGGCUCCGGGCCUCCGCUGUGCGCAACCGCCUGUGCCCCAUGUGCUGCCGCAAACCCGACCUGGUGGACGACGAGGGCUUCGGCGACGGCUUCACCCGCGAGGAGCCCACCACCGUGGAUGUGUGCGCGCUGACUUGAGCGGGGCCGCGGUGGGCUAGCAUGGCCAGCGAGCGCUCUGCCUCCUUGGGUUGGGCGGGACAAGAAUAAACUCCCUGCCUCCCUCAGGCCCUUCUUGGUUCGAAAGGACA
Molecule: messenger RNA, 1755 nt
Organism: Mustela erminea (ermine)
Lineage: Eukaryota; Metazoa; Chordata; Mammalia; Carnivora; Mustelidae
Gene: OGFOD2
Product: 2-oxoglutarate and iron dependent oxygenase domain containing 2
Exons: 5
Coding region: 1085-1645 (186 amino acids)
Molecular function (GO): iron ion binding; L-ascorbic acid binding; oxidoreductase activity, acting on paired donors, with incorporation or reduction of molecular oxygen
Source: RefSeq, a predicted model, not a curated record